This is a messenger RNA of Pogona vitticeps (central bearded dragon), 2909 nucleotides long. Lineage: Eukaryota; Metazoa; Chordata; Lepidosauria; Squamata; Agamidae. The record is from RefSeq and is a predicted model, not a curated record.
AUGACCUUCCCUGCCCUGCUCCGGGUUCGAGAGGCGCCUCCCGCCUGGCAAGCCCGGGCCACCUGGCAGAACCGAGGGUGGGCCAACGCCUACUGUGUGCGCGCCGGCUGGCCCGCGGGCCGCUUCCACUUACACGUGCAGGCGACUACACGGGCCGCUUGCACAUCGCGCCCAGUCCUAGCGCCACCCGGACGCUGCCCAGGAGCCCUGGCGCGCACCCGAAGCAGACCUCUGGUUCCGGGCAGGGCCGCUCCUGUCCUCCGCAGCCCACCUUCUGGCCCCAUAACCUCCAGCACGUGUCUGCUCUCCGGCCUCCGUUGGACCCCCGGGGCAAGGGCGAUCCCUUCUAGGGCCUCCCGCCGGGACACGAUUCCCACGAUCAUUAAGGCGCGCCAAGGGCGGCGGCAGCAACAGCAACAGCGGAAGAAGAAGCCCACGGAGGAGCUGCGUUUGGGCCCGGCCUCUCCAACCACCUCUUCCAUUCCGGCAGCGGCAGCCAAUCAGGGCUCGCCAUCCCAGCAGGAAAAGCAACUGCCAUGGAAACAGAGCAUCACUGACUCCGAAGCAGGCAACCAGCACCGCCUUCUCCUGCACGCCAAGCAAUCGGCCUCGGCGGACCUGAAGUCGAAAGAGGAGAAAGACGCCGAGCUGGACAAGCGGAUCGAGGCCUUGCGGCGCAAGAACCAAGCUCUGAUCAAGCGCUACCAGGAGAAACGUGUGGUGAGCACAGAGAGGAAGCACAUCCCUCCCUCAAAGGCUUCGCGGGGAGGUUCGAGUGCCCGCGGCGGCCCCAUCCGUGGGGGGCCCCAUGUGCUCAGCCGCUCUCCACGAGGAGAGGGCCCCCUGGGGCAGCCCGGUUGGGAAGGAGCAGGCCCCGAAGGCCUGGGGGACAGCAAGCGAGGCCGAGGGGGGCGUGGACGGAGACCUCGAGCCCGUGGGGGCCCAGCGGGAGACGCAGGACCCGACCGAAGAUCUAAGGAAUGGGAAGAGCGCCGUCGGCAAAACAUUGAGAAAAUGAACGAGGAGAUGGAGAAAAUUGCCGAGUAUGAACGCAGCCAGCGUCAGGAUGGCCUUCAAGAGAAAAACCCCGUCCGUAACUUUCUGGACGACCCGCGGCGCAGCGGCUCCUUUGCCGAGUCGGACCGACGGGAAGGCAGCCGGCGCCACAUGCGCAACUGGGGUGGGCCGGACUUUGACAAGGUCAAGACUGGCAUAGAGCAGGGCAAGGAGCGGGGAGGCCCGGGUCGUGGCAGCGCCCGGCAGAGAGGAGGAGGCGGAGGUGGUGGUGGCAGCAGUGGAGGAGGAGGACCUGCAGCCUUAGACAUGACGCUUUCCAUGACGGGCCGGGAACGGGCAGAAUAUAUGCGCUGGAAGCAAGAGCGAGAGCAGAUCGACCGGGAACGGCUGGCCCGGCAUCGGCAGCCCACAGGGGAAUGGCGCCGGGAGUGGGACGCCGAGAAGAUGGAUGCGGCGUCCUUCCCGCCAGCUGAGUCCAAGAGACCCCCUAAACUACCCACUUUUGGAGAAUUCCUGUCCGAACAGCAAACGGACCGGCGCAGGAAGGGCAGAGGCCGGGGGCGCCCACGGAGCGGGCCCUCCAAGCCAUACAGCAUGCAUGACAAUCGAUGGGAGAAGGAGGAACCGGAGACGGUGCCACCCCCGCCACCCCCUGUAGAAGACAAAUCGGCCACUAACCCUGCGGAGCAGGACGAACCCCCUGCCUCCCCCUCUGUGGUGAUGGAAGAUGAAGAAGAGGAGGAGGAGGAGGAUCAGUGGGAAGAUGUCAGUGGAGGAGAGGAGGAGGAAGAAGAAGAGGAGGAAGAAGAGGAGGAGGGAGGAGGAGGAGGAGAGGAGGACCAUGGAGCCAAAGGCCGAGGCAGCCGGGGCUCCAGGGAGGAGGGCCAGCCCCCUCCCACCGGCUGCCCCCAGGCCCCCAGGAGCAAUGAGCAGCUCUCCCUGGUCAUGCCCCCUUGCCAGCCUGAGACACCCACGGCCGAGGGGAAGCCCCUCACCCCCUUCUCGCCUGCUGACGGCUACCACCCUGUUUCGGACUGGGGGGAAGAGAUGGAGCUGAGCUCUCCCCGAACGGACGCCUCCAGGAACCCUUUGGCCGAGCCGAGGGACGCACCUCCUGCUGCUGCUGCUGCUGGGACGGCCUCCCCCAAACCCUCGACUGAGCCUGAAAAGGAGGCAGCCCCCGCAGCCAGCGCCCCCGAGGUGCAGACCAGCACAGAGCCGGAAGCGGCCAAGCCGGAAGCAGGACUGCCUGGGGAGGAUCCUGGUGAGCAAACUGCUGAGACAGAAGUCCCUUCGGCUCCGGCCCCCGGCCGGGUAGAGAUCACCGACUUCUAGCAGGAGCAGCUGGACGCCUGAAGCCUGGGACGGUGUUCCUGCUCACCCCUGCCAUGUAGGGAGAGGAGAGAGAGAGGCCAGCUGGACGGCUCCCUGGACAGCCGCUCACUCGGAAUGGGAACACCUCCCUCUGCGGAGUCACAGCAGAGAGUUCGGAUCCUGCCCCCACCUGCCCCCCCCCCCCAGUCUGCUUGCUCUGGUCUCUUUUCUUAUGCGCGGCCUCUUGAGAUUUGGGGGAAGCCCCUCCCCCAGCAAGCCAUCGCCUGCCAAACCCUCCGUUAGUGCAGUUAACACUAAGGUCAUGUGCAGAUACGGAUUGGGGCCUCUGCAUGCCAGGCUUUCCUCUUUCCAGGCAGUCACCUUGCAACCAGGGGGGAAAAGGGGAGGGGGUGUGUGUCUUCGUCUUUUGUCCCACCCCCAGUCCUUUUGCUCCGUUGCUCCUGCCUCCUUGGCCCUUUGCAACAACAGGGCAGGGCAGGAGGGGGGCUGACAGGCCCUGUGGCCCCUCCCAUUUGAGUCACCCAAGGCACCAAGCUGCCCCCUACCACCCCUCCCUG